AAACCCUAUUCACUGCUACUACACCAUCGCUUUGACAUUUCAUGUACUUAUUGUCUCUAGUAGCAAGAUUUGUAGUUUUAUUUUAAUAUAAAACUAUUUGUAAAGUAGUGUAAGAAUGUCUAAAUAUUGCUUUUCGGAUAUUGAAUUAAAAAUUAUUUCGGAUCAGAUUGAAAGACGUGCAAAAUAUAGGCAAGAAUUUCUGAAACAAAGAACUGAUCCAUGUAAACAUGCUCAGCAAGCAGGUUAUGUUUUUGAUCCAGCACUUCAGAGAUUUAUAUCGAUGAAAACAUGCCAGUAUGAUCACUUUCAAGCGAAUACUGGAACGGUUUCGAAGGCAAUAUUAUUUUUGGCUCCAUUUUUUAUCUACGGAUAUCUUGUUUGGGAGAACCGAACUAAAUUUGAAAAGGAUUGCCGCAGCGGCAAACUGGUGUACCGCGAUCGGAAGUUUAAAUUCCAAUAAAAUAGCUAUUGUUGAAUGUUUCUACUCGAAUUAUUCUAACGCUGUUAGACGUAGCUGAGCUUUACAUUUUCACCGUACGAAAAUGGUGUACAAGGUAUUACAAACUCGCGGAAAACCGAACCAAAAAUGAAAAAGAAUGCAGUAAACUGAGAAGUUUAAAUUUCAA
Achroia grisella is the source of this 626-nucleotide messenger RNA. RefSeq lists its product as uncharacterized. Gene Ontology annotation, cellular component: mitochondrion. Bases 116 to 460 code for a protein of 114 amino acids. The transcript has 2 exons. The record is from RefSeq and is a predicted model, not a curated record. Lineage: Eukaryota; Metazoa; Arthropoda; Insecta; Lepidoptera; Pyralidae.